Penicillium odoratum is the source of this 1755-nucleotide messenger RNA. RefSeq names its product flavin-containing monooxygenase. NCBI's taxonomy places the organism in Eukaryota, Fungi, Ascomycota, Eurotiomycetes, Eurotiales, Aspergillaceae. The record is from RefSeq and is a predicted model, not a curated record. Bases 1 to 1755 code for a protein of 584 amino acids. The transcript is spliced from 7 exons.
AUGGGUAUAAGUCGUGUCUCCAGUACCAUCCCCAAACCGGCGGUUGAACAGCCGGUGGAAGAGGCAACGGCACAGCAAACCAAAUGUUUCGUGGAAGAACGAUCUAUAGAUGAAGCUCGUCCAUUGAGAAUUGUCAUCAUCGGGGCCGGCAUUUCUGGAAUCCUCGCAUGCAUUCGAUUUUUGCAAAGAGUCCCAAAUCUGGAAAUUUGCAUUUAUGAAAAAAAUCCCGACAUUGGGGGGACUUGGUUUGAGAACCGUUAUCCCGGGUGUGCCUGCGAUAUUCCAGCUCAUACCUACCAAGCGACCUUUGAGCCUAAUAAAGAGUGGUCCACAUUUUAUGCCAAGUCCCCGGAGAUUCACAAGUACUGGGCGCACGUUGUCGACAAAUACGGAUGCAGACAGUAUAUGAAAUUCAACAACCGUGUGUUAGAGGUGGUGUGGGAUGAAAAAUUCUCGAAAUGGAGACUGCAAGUUGAAGCCAUUGAUACGGAGUCCAUGUUCAAAGAUCAAUGUGAUGUUGUAAUUCAGGCAACGGGGGCCUUGAAUGAUUGGAAGUGGCCACAGAUCCCUGGUCUUCAUGACUUCAAGGGCAAAUUGAUGCACAGUGCCUCCUGGGACCAAAGCUAUGAUUACAAAGGUCAGCGAGUUGCAGUUGUUGGCAAUGGAUCAAGCGGUAUUCAGAUUGUCCCUGGCAUUUUGCCCGAUGUGCCACAUAUGGAUCACUAUGUUCGCAGUCGCACUUGGGUCUCUCCUUCUUUUGCGCGUGAACACAUUGAGAAACGUGGUAAGGGAUUGGAAAACUUCACAUUUACCGAAGAGGAUAUUGAACUCUUUAAACGAGAUCACAAAGCCUAUCAGAAGUUUCGCAAAGAGGUCGAGCUGGAACUGCAAUCCGUUCACGGGUCUACCCUCACUGGGAACGAAAUGCAAAUCCGCGCCCAGGAAGAAUUCGUGAACAACAUGAAACGGCGACUAGCCGGUAAACCGGAGCUGAUCGAUGAUCUAAUUCCUGCUUUCCCACCCGCCUGUCGUCGUUUGACUCCGGGGCCCGGUUACUUGGAGGCAUUAACAAAUGAGAAGGUUGAUAUCAUCACCACGAACAUUGUGAAAGUUGAUGAAACAGGAAUUAUCACCGCAGAUGGGCAGCACAGACCUGCAGAUAUGAUUGUGUGUGCAACUGGAUUUGAUACCUCUUGCACUCCCCGAUUCACGGUCAAGGGGCGGGGAGGAAUUACUUUGGCUGAUCACUGGAAGGAAAACCCCCAGACCUAUCUGUCAAUCGCUACUAAUGGGUUCCCAAAUUACUUUAUAUCCUUGGGACCCAACGCCGGGCUAGGUGAAGGCAAUCUCUUAACUCUGAUUGAGAAAGCAGUGGAUUAUUUCACCAAAUGUGUAAUCAAAAUCCAGCGUGACAAUAUCCGCGCAAUGAGUGUCCGACCUGAAUCCGUCAAGCGUUUUACUCAGUUUUGCGAUCAAUAUUUCUCGCGGACUGUGUUCAGCAGCAAGUGUCGCAGUUGGUAUAAGGGCGGGACUGAAGAUGGCCGUGUUACAGCCCUUUGGCCUGGAUCAUCUUUGCACUCUAUGGCUGCAUUUGAGCACCCACGUUGGGAAGACUUUGAGUAUGAGUAUAUUGGGGAUAACGCCAUGGGGUGGCUCGGAGAUGGGUGGACGGAGAAUGAGAAACGCAACAAAAUCAAUGUUGAUUAUCUGGAUGAUGAGAAGAUUGACUUUCCCAAGCCGAUCAAGGAUAUUUAG